Venturia canescens is the source of this 6144-nucleotide messenger RNA. It is a transcript of the gene Sara, whose product is annotated as Smad anchor for receptor activation. NCBI's taxonomy places the organism in Eukaryota, Metazoa, Arthropoda, Insecta, Hymenoptera, Ichneumonidae. Gene Ontology annotation, biological process: endosomal transport. Gene Ontology annotation, cellular component: early endosome membrane. Gene Ontology annotation, molecular function: metal ion binding. Bases 923 to 5569 code for a protein of 1548 amino acids. The transcript has 16 exons. The record is from RefSeq and is a predicted model, not a curated record.
AUCGACAAAUCUGAAGUUUGCAACUUAUUCACUCGUGAUUGACAGCUGAUUAGUGUUACCAACAUUUAAUCGCAAUUUUUUCAUGGUUAUCGAACUCUGAAAUAUGCUUCGAUUCUCGCGAUUAAAAAGGGUGCAGUCAUCAGUCAUACGACCGCCGUCCCGACCGAAACCGACUAGGAGACUAGCGUGCAACGGGAAAAGUGUCGAAUGAGAGAUAUACACUGAGGUUACGACUGUCAGAUUGUCCACAUUGGAUAAACUGCGGAUCGAUUUGUACGGUCAUUGGAAAAAAAAAAAUCUGCGUUUCGUGUUGCUCGAGAAAAGACGGUCGUUCUAAUCGUACAAUGAACGUAAAAUUAUACUUUGUUUGAUAAAUGCCAUUAUUGUCAGCGCUGGUGAACGAUAAUGCGCGCAAUGUGAAACCCGUUCAGGAGCAGUCGUGUGCGAUUAUACAUAUAUUUGUAUUAUUACUACGUCGGUAUAUAGGCGAGCCAGUAGUGUUCAUUUUCCCAACUUGAGCGCUUUAAAAAAUAAAGUACACGUAAAAAUGACGUUUCUGUGAUCGUAAAACCUUGUGAUUUUUAUUUAUUCGGUAUUUAACAUGUGAAAUUGUGCGACAUGCUGACCGAUUUUUUUAGUUGUUAUUCGUGAAACAAGUGGAAUUACCCGAUAAAAGUUUUUUAUUCUUAUUUUACGAAUUAUUGUCAUGAUUGUGGGGGGAGGAUCAAAAAUCAUGUUUUUUAAUCAUUACUCCGAUUCAUCUUACGCUUAAAUCUGGUGUUUGUCAAGAAUCGCUAAUUUUUAGAAUCUUUUGAACGAGUUUCCAUGGAACUUUCGAUGUUGGAACAUAUAUUUCGUAAAAAAGAAAAAAUUGUAAUUAGCAUCUCAAAUAUUUAUUAUUUCGUAUAAAAAUCAGGAAACUAUGGAGAAGUUUGCUGUGGAUUUGGAUAGAGUCCUUGAUGAAUUUGAAUUCAACGAAGAUUGUGCGGAGCAAGUAGCAUUAAGCUUAGAUGCAGAUAAUCUGUGGACCCAGUCACAGACAAAGCCGAUAACAGAGAGUUCAUCAAAUUUUAUACAGUCGACAUCAACAUACGAAGAUGGAGGUUCGCAGUCGAGAACACUGGAAGCUCAAAGAUCCGGGGAUAAAAUAUCAAACAUAGACACAACUCGGCUAGAAGAAACUUUGGACAUAAGAAAAAUGGGUGGCAAACGUGAGAAUUCAGAUUCAGUGAAUGAUUUUUACAGUCAUGGAAAAGGGAGCGACGAUAAACUUCAGGAAAAGCGAUACGCGAGUUUCCGGGACAGUGAGCCUGUUUCCCUGACGAUUCGCAACGACAUAUCGCAAAAAUUGGUACAAAAACAACAGAAUGAAAGUGGCUCAGGGGCAAGUAAAAAUCAUAAUAGUUAUGACAAAAAAUUGAAUCAGCCAAACAUCAGGCCCAGCGUCAGCAAUGUUUUCAGCAGUUUGAACGAGUAUAUCAAUGCACCAAGUGGAAACUUAGAGCAGAGAGAUAACAGUAUCGUGUCGACGGAGGCUAGCUCUUUGAAAGUUGAAAGCAGAGUCAAGACGAACAUGAAAAAAGAUGACGCAACGAGCCAAGAGUCCAAAGGGGCUGGAGGUUCCUCCAGGGAUGGAAUUAGCGACAAAACCAUCGGUUCGAAAACAAGAGAUCUUCAAAGCUCCAAUAAGCUAAGCCGAAUCCCUCCGAAAUAUCAGAACAUACUGGUGCCUGUAAAGUUGGAUGCAAGUACCGGUUCGCACAGUAAACCCGAGGACGGUCAGACUUCAGCGAUGCAAUUUGAGGAUAUCUUGAGUUUGGAAAGAAUCAGCUGUGAUUCUCAGCAUCCCGAACAUGUGCUGAACAUCGACACUGACAUCGGGAUUGCUUGUGGAACGAAAAGAAAACAAACGAGUUUGGCUGCUGAGGUAAGAUUGCCUCCAGCGAGAACGGAUAUCAAAGACGAAGCGGAAGCUCAUGGAGUUCCAAGAGAAGACGUUCAUGUGUACGAAAACAUGAAGGUGCCAAUGGACAAGCGUGAAAUGAGCGAAGUCCACGCGAUCGCGAUUUCGAAUCCAGAGAGUGCAUUUAAACCAGCUGAAAGACAAGAUUCGAAAAGGCAUUAUGAGAAUAUGAUCGUGGAAGAAAAGACCAAGGACAAAGACGAGGCCGCUGGGUACGAGCGGAUUUGUGAAGCUAGAGAAUCGUUGAGUUCAUUGGAAACGAAGAGACCCAGUGUUCACCGAGGAACUGCGCCGGGAUUUCAAGGAAUCAUCAAGUCCACCGUAGUAACGAAAGAGGCACAGCCAAUUGGGUUCGGUACUACAAUAGACGAUCUUUCGGAAGAAGAAUUAAACAAAUAUCUGGCCGAGCUAGAGGCCGAGGAACGCGCGAACGAGGGUAAAGCGAUGUACGAGAAUGUAGAGCCCCCGGCCUACGAACCUCCCCGUGACGACGAUUUAUUGAGGAGAGUGAUAACAACCUCAAGGAAACUUCCGACCGAAGAUGAGGACGCGAACGAAGCACCGAUUUUUGAGACCGUAACCAUCGGCGUUCUACCUGCAUUGUCCGAGGAAAAACUUCAGGAAAAAGCGAAAAAGUUUCCGGUCAUCGAUUACAGCAAGCAACAGGCCUCGUCCAGCGACAGUGACCCGAGAUACAAUGAUUUUUUAGACAAAAAGGCUCAGGAAGAGUCGUCCGGGAAAAUCGAUUCCGAGGGCAGAGUCAUCGACGAAAAGGUUGGCGAAGAGACGAGCAAUAAAAGCGUUGACAGUCGAGAGAACAUCGAUUCUGAAAUGCUCGAGUGUCGAACGUGUGUGGUCACCCAGGAAUUUACCGAGUCCGAAUGGAGCGACGAUUUUUCGAUGAAUUGCGCUCCUGCAAGCACCGCGAAAGAUUCUUCCUCGGGAGUAACCGAAUCCGAAAUCAGCAAUGUUGACAAUGCUAAUCGUCAAUUCGAGAACAACGAAAUCGUCGAAGAAACGAUAGAAAACAUAAGCAACAUGAAAACUACUAUCGUCGACACUAAAUACUCCGAAAAUUCUGUAUCCACAGAAAACAAUGUGAACUCUUGCAUCGACGAAGAUUCCGUAAAUUCGAACGACGAUAAAAUCCUCUCCGAACUACCUUCAUCUUCGAAUAACACUCUAAACGAUGCUGAAGAAUCCACUAAAGAUGACGGAAGUGAUCACGAGGACAAACUUUCACGCCCCCAAACCCUCGACAUCGUUUCUACGGUCACCAUGCCUGAUAAUUCAACGACAGGCGAACAUGAAUCAUUGGAACCGGAGAGUGAAACGUCACAGCAACAGGCAGAUAACUCGCAGGAUUUUUCGGAAAGCAGUUCUUUCGAGUCUACUACGAUAUUGGGAAAACAGCCACCCUUUUGGAUUCCCGAUAACGCUGCUCUGAAUUGUAUGCUUUGUGAGGUCAAGUUUACCGUCAUUAAGCGUCGUCAUCAUUGUCGUGCUUGUGGCAAGGUUUUGUGCAACAAAUGCUGCAGCAUGAAGUAUAGACUUCAAUAUCAAGGCAACAUCGAUUCUCGUGUUUGCUCUCCGUGUUAUCAGCUGCUCAUAAAAGCGGAACAAGACCACGAAAGCGGUGAUUGUUCUACAAACUGUGGCAACAGUUCUCCCAGUAAUAUAAACUCUUCCCAGGGGAGACAGCCUAAUCCAAAUAAUCCGAUGGAGUACUGUUCAACAAUACCGCCUUUGCAACAGUUAGCCGGGGGCUUGCCACCACCUCCCACAGUCAUGGUUCCGGUUGGUGUUUUGAAACGCGAGGGCAGUUCCAAGCAACGAUCCGAGGGUCAGAAGUCCGUCAUGUUCAGCGAUGAACUCGACACCUCCUGGGACCUGAAGCCACCGUAUCGAAAGAUAGGAAAACGAACCUCUAACACUCCGCAAAUGCAGACGUCGGGGACUGGCAAACGACAGAAUAUUCCGCCCAUGGAUCCGAACACGAAUUCGUAUAUUCCCCAGGACCCUGAUCUCUUACCACCAACAGUAACAAUCCAUAAAGGCGAAAUUUCUUACCACGAGUGCGAUGGAUCUGCGGCUUUGUACAAAUCAUUAAAAAAUGAAUGCGAACCCCCCAUUAUGUUCGCUAUCAACCGAAAUCUUUAUGCUUAUGUGAAAAUUACGAACCUUAAUUGUUGCGUCAACAGGGUUUGUUGGAACGUUACAUCAAGAGGUUUGGCGUGUGUGGGUCAAGACGAAAUAAUUUUUUUGGUUGAAACGUUACCCGACGAAAUGCAAAUUCCAAAGGAUCUUCUUAUUCAUAUUAAUCAAAUUUAUGUAGAGGCCAUCAAAGGCAACACCAUAACGGAGUUGGGAGUUUCGAUACAUCAAGGAGUACACUUCCUGGGAUCUCGUGAGCACGCAGGUUUUUUAUUUAUUCGACAAAGUUUUCAAUGUUUGCAGAAAAUCAUCCUUCCUCCGGCGCCUUUUCUCGUCGGACUUCUCGUCCACAGAUGGGAAACUCCAUGGGCAAAAGUAUUCCCGCUUCGUCUGAUGUUACGCCUCGGUGCCGAAUACCGAUAUUAUCCGUGUCCGUUGGUGUCAGUGCGAUUCCGUGACGCGGUUUACUUUGAAAUAGGUCACACGAUAAUGAAAGUUUUGGCUGAUUUCCGUAAUUUCGCGUACACGCUGCCGGGCGUACGAGGACUAACGAUUCACAUGCAAGAUCGAACGACCGAUGUUCUCUUCCCGAAAAAUCGUUAUGACCAAGUGAUCAAAGGGCUCAACAAUUCCAACGACCAUGUUCUUGCAUUUGCAUCGAAUUUCAGCAGCCAAGCGGAUUCCCAUCUUGUGUGCAUACAAACUAACACUGGCGACGAGAGCAGUUAUCAAACUCAGGCUAUAAAUAUUCAUAAUAAACCACGAAAAGUUACGGGCGCGAGUUUUGUCGUGAUAAACGGAGCAUUGAAAUCGUCCAUGGGACUAUCGGCGAAAUCGAGUAUCGUCGAGGAUGGUUUAAUGGUCCAAAUAAUGCCUGAGAAAAUGGAGGCGUUGAAAGCAGCGCUAAAAAAUAUGCAGGACUUUUCGAUCGGUUGUGGUCUUCAGGGAGCCCAAGAACCCGAUGAAACCGUCAACAUCAAAUGGGUCGACAACGAUGUACAUUUCAAUUUAGGGGUCAAAAGUCCCAUCGAUGGCAUCCCAAUGGACGGCAUUCCUUCGAUAAGAGUCCACAAUGGCACGGAUUAUAUGGGUACAAGCAGAUUUAUUCGAUGGACUGAAGUAUUCAUCAUUAAGUCGGACGAUCAUCCCGCUGGCGUACACGAUCCAGUGGACAUCAACAAAUUAUCAGAAAGUAUUGCGAGAGCGACGUGCGCUGCGUUUGUCAAGUUACUCGAUCUCCUGGCAACUGCAGGCUUAACUAAAAUCGGCGUCAGAACAACCAUACAUCCGGAUAAUGUUGGUUACGAGGCAGGAAGCGAAGGGAAUCGAUUGCCACCGAUUUACAUGAACAGUUUGGACAAUGAGUUGAUCCAAGUUCUUCACAAAGCCGCUCAGAUGAGUCAAGAUACGAACACUGUUCUGGAAUUGAUUUUCCAUGUAUUGGAUGACUAAAGUAAUGGGUAUUGAAAGUAACGAGAAGAAGCCGGUGACUGAUGAUCGAACAGGAAUGUAAAAGCAAAUUGGGCACACUGCGUCCAAAGUUUCGAGAGGAAGUUUCAAGUUGAGGAAAAAAGUGUGCGGAAUCGGGAACGGAAAGUUUCGGAAUAUGCAGGCUCGACCAAGGAAUUCGUGAAAUCAGCCUUUUGAAUUGAAAGUUCAAAAACGAAAUCAACGAAUCGAUAAUGGAGAGAAGACUGGAGACGAAAAUGAGAAGUAAUGCGAACGGGAUAAUGUGUAAUAUCGCGAGACACGAAAAUCAACGAAUAUUCGUCGCUCGUGUUUCCAAAUAAUAACUACCAUUGUAAUAUAAAAGAAGAAAAUAUCAAACGCGCUCCUCGUCACGAAGGCGAAAGGAGUCGCGGGCUAAAAGAAAUGAUGCAGAGCAAAAAUAAGUGCGAAAUUCAGUUCAUUGCUCGUAAUUAUAAUUGUUAUUGUUAUUAAAUAUUGCACUAAAGAAUCUCAAUUACCAUGGAUAUCUAACGAUUAUUUAACCGAUUUUAUUUUUCAAUAUAUGGUCUUUAUACGUU